Messenger RNA from Lepisosteus oculatus (spotted gar), 11739 nucleotides. It is a transcript of the gene ncoa1, whose product is annotated as nuclear receptor coactivator 1. Gene Ontology annotation, cellular component: nucleus. Gene Ontology annotation, biological process: positive regulation of transcription by RNA polymerase II; cellular response to hormone stimulus. The record is from RefSeq and is a predicted model, not a curated record. Lineage: Eukaryota; Metazoa; Chordata; Actinopteri; Semionotiformes; Lepisosteidae. Gene Ontology annotation, molecular function: nuclear receptor binding; protein dimerization activity.
GGCCUCGUCCCCGCCUCAGCGCGCAGUGGGCGUGCGCGGCCUUGUCCUGUUUGUUGUUGUUUGUGUGGAGGGUGAAAAUGGCGGAGGGGAGAGACCCAAGUGAGAAUUAAAAAAAAUAUAUAUAUGACUAGUCCCAACAACGAAAUUACAAACUGAAUGCAACACUCGUUUCUUUUUAACGAAAAGCUAACGCCGAGUCCAAAGUCCUUGCGUAACACACUACCGUGCAGAGGAGAAAGACUGGCUCCUGGAAGCAACUGAUCGCUGAAGGCGAGAUGGAUUUUGGAAAGCGGAUUUUGAAUUAGCAGUUCAAGUUUGCGAAACAGCUUCUGGUGAAAACGCAAAGGACUGUUUACCCGUCGGAGCAUUCGCAGAUCCGUGCAUGAGGGUCUCGGGAGGUACAAGAGAACCGCAGUAGCAGACGGACGGAUCAGGUGCUGCACCUCUUCAGACCCCUCCUGCCCUUCCCCCUCUCAGCGGGACAGUGCUGCCUGACAGGGAGGACAUGGUGCCUUAGCUGAGCUCCCCCAACCGCCCCCCUCCUCCUCCAUCUGCAAAGAAGACCACAGCAGCGGCCCCACAUGUGUGUCUUUCUGGACUCCUGUUCUAGCGUGCUGUAGCUCAACAUGAGUGGCCUAGGGGAAAGUGCCCUUGACCCCACGAACCUGGACUCUCUCAAGAGGAAAGGGUCACCAUGCGACACCUCUGGGCAGAGUGUCGAGAAGCGCCGCCGGGAGCUGGAGUGUCGUUACAUCGAGGAGCUGGCGGAGCUGCUGUCGGCUAACAUGGGCGACAUCGACAGUCUGAGCGUGAAGCCGGACAAAUGCCACAUCCUGAAGAGCACAGUAGACCAGAUCCAGCAGAUCAAGCGCCGGGAGCAGGAGAAAGCUGCUGCUGCGUUGAUGUCGCCCGACGAUGAAGUGCAGAAGAGUGACAUCUCAUCCAGCAGCCAGGGGAUGAUUGAGAAGGAAGCCUUGUGUCCUCUUUUGCUAGAGGCACUGGAUGGCUUCUUCUUCGUGGUUAAUCGUGAGGGGCGGAUUGUCUUUGUCUCGGAGAAUGUGACUAACUACCUUGGUUACCCCCAGGAGGAGCUGAUGAGCUCCAGUGUGUACAGCAUCCUGCAUGUGGGCGACCACAAUGAAUUUGUACGCAACCUGCUGCCCAAGAGCUUGGUCAAUGGGGUUCCCUGGCCUCAGGAGUCUACUGGUAGGAACAGCCAUACUUUCAACUGCCGCAUGCUGAAACGACCCCCUGACGAGGUGGACUCAGAGAACCAGGAAGCACGGCAGCAGUAUGAGAUAAUGCAGUGCUUCACUGUUUCUCAACCUAGAGCCAUGCAUGAGGAGGGCGAGGACCUUCAGAGCUGUCUCAUCUGCAUUGCCUGCCGUCUGCCACGCCCACAGCUGCCUGUCAGCACUGAGUCCUUCAUCACCAGACAGGACCCCACAGGAAAGAUCAUCUCAAUUGAGACAAGUGCGCUCCGUGCCACAGGACGUCCUGGGUGGGAGGACCUCGUCCGGAAGUGUAUCUAUGCCUUCUUCCAGCCACAGGGCAAGGAGCCGUCCUAUGCGAAGCAGCUUCUUCAGGAAGUGAUAUCCCAUGGUACUGCCAUCAGCCCGGUCUACCGUUUUACUCUGAAUGAUGGCACUACUCUCAGCGCUCAGACACGCUGCAAAUUGUGCUACCCGCCCAACCAGGAUAUGCAACCUUUCAUCAUGGGCAUCCACACUAUUGACAGGGAACACAACACUGCAAGCUCUCAGGAAAACACUAACACUGGCCCUCUGUCCACGCAUGGGAGCCAGUCUCCAGCCCAGCCCACCCGCUCUCCUGCUGUGCAGCCAAGCAUGGAGCUUGGCCAGACUGCUGGCAUGGGCGUCCACCUCAACAAUGGGAACAGCAGCGGGACUGGCCCAGCCACACCUACCAGCCACCCACCAGGGUACCUCACACCCAGUCGGAUGGGCACCCAACAGUUAAACAGUCCUUCUCCCCUUGGCAGCCCACUGGGAACUACCCCCACCUCAUUCAUGUCUCCCAGGCCGCCUCGUGGGAGCCCUGGGCUCGGGGGGAGCCCUAGAGUGUCGGGGAAUCCCUUCUCCCCUUCCACACCCAGCCUUCAUUCCCCAGCAGGGGCACCCAGCGGUAGUGGAAACCUGAGCAGACAGCAGUCAGGUUGUCAUGGAGAGUGUGCCGGCACCCCUCUCAGUUUCUCGACGCCCUCUCCGGUCCCGCAGAGACAGACCAGCACUCCUGCUAGCUCACCAGUACGCCCUCCCCUCGCAAAACCGGCCGAGGGGCUGCCUGAGAGCAGAGAGGACCACACCAAGACUCCUCAGCAGCUCAGCAACGCCAAGCUGGGCCAGCUCCUGGACGGCUGCGGAGGCAGACCCUCGGAAACGGACACGCCCCCCUCCCUGCCGGCCCCCUGCCCGGCCUCCCACAGCUCGCUGACGGAGCGCCACAAGAUCUUGCAUCGGCUCCUGCAGGACAACAGCCCCACGGAGCCGACCGAGGGCGGGAGAAAGGACAUGGAAAUCAAGAAGGAGCCUUCCGCCAGUUCACCCAGCUCCAGGGAGCCCCAGGACCACCAGCUGCUGCGGUUUCUCCUGGACACAGACGAUAAGGAUUUGGGAGGCCUUCCACCCUCUUCUGCCCUCAGCCUCCAAACUGUCAGAGUGAAGGCCGGGAAAACGCCUGAAGCAGAGUCCAGUGCCUCCCCAAAGCCAAAUGACCGGCCAAGAAAUCAGUUUGGAGCUGACCUGGACACGGUAAGCCAACUGCUGCACACACUGGCUGGCGGUCCGGGGGUAAAACUGCCCGAGGAGCAGGGCGACUCACCGCAGCCAGGAGAAUCCAGCCUUCCCAGGGGCGUGAGCGUGAAGCAGGAGCCCAGCAGUACCCCUGGCCGUGGUUUCAGUGAUGGGCCCAGACUACAGAGCCAAUCACCUUUUGAGUUCUGCAGUCCCUCCACUCCCUCCCAAGGCCAAGGAGACCAUUUCCUGUCACCUAAGGGCAGCAGCCCAUUCAGAGAGUCAGGCCACGUAAACACCUUCAGGACUGACACAGGACUCCCAAAGAUGGAGCUUACAGGGUCACAGCAGUUCCAUCCUCCCCCCAUGGCCGAGCCCAUGCCUUUUGAAGGCAAUAUGGGAAGUGUGAAUGAUAGUGCUCUGACAGUUCCACCAGAGCAGUGCAUCCCGUGCCCGCUGGAUGAGAUGCUGUGUCCGCCGACUACCGUGGAGGGCCGGAAUGAUGAGAAAGCACUGCUCGAUCAGUUAGUGUCCUUCCUGAGUGGCACAGAUGAGAGUGAACUGGCGGCCCUGGACCGUGCACUGGGCAUUGACAAGCUCGUGCAGGGUUGCUGUUUGGAUAGCCUUUCUCAGCAGUUCCCUGCUCAGGCCCCCAUGCUGAUGGAUCCCAAGCCCCCUGGCUACACAUCACAGUUCCCUCCUGGUUCCCCCCAGUUCUCUUCCGCAAUGGGGAGAGCUCAAGGCCUGGGGUUUGGAGGCCCACGUGGAGCCUUCCCUGGAGGAAUAGGGAUGGGGCCGCGACCUCCCUUGGCUCGGCCUCCUGGUCUGCCAAACCAGUUGAGACUGCAGCUCCAGCAGAGGCUCCAAGGCCAGCAGCAGCUAAUGCAGCAGAACCGACAGGCCCAGAUGGGUCAGUUUCCAGGGGCAGUGCCUGUUGCUAUGGGGAUGCGUCCCAGCAUGCAGCAGCCACAGCUGCCAUCUCAGCCCCCUCUCAACGCUCAGAUGCUGGCACAGAGGCAGCGCGAGCUCUACAGCAUCCAGCACCGCCAGCGGCAGCUCCUGCAGCAGAAGGCCAUGCUCAUGCGGCAGCAGGGGUUCGCGGGGGGGCCCAUGGGCGUAGCACGGAUCCCUAAAGGCCCUCAGCAGCAGCAGCAGUUUACCUUCCCUCCGGGCUACAGUCCAGCUGCUGGGAACCCCCCAAACUCUCCUAGUCCUUUUACCCCCAUGGGUGGGCCUCCUGACCCAACGCUACCUGCUAGGGGCCCAAUGGCGAACCAGGGCCUGAUGGGUAAUGUUCAAGGACAGUUUGGAGGGGCCAUGAAUUCUCCUGUUCAGCCCAGUAUCUUUCAGCAAUUUGGAGGACCGGGAAUGGUCCAGCAGGGGGAGCCACCUUUCCCUCCUGCCCUCAGUCCCACCAGCCCCCUGCUGUCACCACAGAUCUCCACUUCCCAGAGUCCUAUGCUCCAGCAGACACAGCCUCCUCCUGGAUACCAGUCACCUGACUUAAAAAACUGGCAACAGGGCAGUAUGGGAAAUAACAGCAUGUACAACCAGUCAGGACAGACCCCUCCCCAGGCAUUUGGCCAGCAAGGUGUGUACAACAACAUGAGCAUCACAGUGUCGAUGGCAGGGGGCACCGGAGGUGUGGGCUCGAUUCCAUCCAUGGGACCACCCGUUGGCAUGGGUAACAGUAACAUGGGCAGUGUCAGCUCCAUGUGUAACGAUCAGGUACAACAGGUUCAAGUUUUUGCUGAUGUCCAAUGUACAGUUAACUUGGUAGGCAGUGACCCCUACUUGAAUCAGUCUGGCCCUUUGGGAUCACAAAAAGGAGGAGCUGGCGCCCAAACCACCCCAUCACAGCAGAAAAGCCUCCUUCAGCAGCUGUUAACUGAAUGACACCCUAGGCAGGGCGGAGUGUUUCACAAAGAGAUAUUUAUAUUUUUCACAAGUUUCUUUUUAAUUUUCCUCGAGAUUGGUUUGGGGGGCCGGUGAUGGAGUAUUGAAUAUCUCGGCCUGUUGGCAGAGUGCUCGAUUCCUGGUUGCUUACUCAGAAGAUUUGCUUUCUGGCUGGAGAAGCACGUUGCAUCUUGGCCACAUUAAGGCGGACCUGCUUCGUGACUCGCUGCCUUUGUCAGGCAGGGUUGGAAGAUCUGGUGCAAAAUGGAGUGUAACUACUGAGCUUGGCUCAUUCUUUGGCCAGCUGGAGCAGCAGUGCGAUGGAAUAACACUUUGGGAAAGUGUUUUGUUUCCUGUUCAGCAAGGAUUGUUCAGUUUCAGCAGGAUCUGUCACUGAUCGGCGCUCCACUGCAGUGCCUAGUGGAAGGACUUUCACUUUUGAUUUCUCAGUGAAAUGGAACAAGAAUCACCAGGAUGGAAGACUUAGCACGCUGUCUGCCACAGGCUUCCCUGGGGAAAAUGUUUUAUAAAUAAUAGGCUACAAAUGUUCUACACAAAUCUCUUUUCUAGCAGCUGUGAAUAUUUGGAGCCUCAGAGGCUCUCUUUGGCCUAUCAGUGUUUAUUGCAAUGUGUACCGUGCAGAAUUGAAGUAUUGUACAGUACAGAUGGACUAGACUGGGAUGAGCUAAAGGUUUCUACCAUCCUUUCAAACGUAAUUGAAUUAUUUUGAAGACAACAGUAAAUCUGAAGUAAAACUCACAAAUAUAAUUGGAGUUUGAAGCAGAAUUUAGAAUUGUUUUCCAUUUCAGAAUUUGAAAAUUGGUAUCUGUCAUUGUUUUAUGAUUCUCGGAGGCAACGUUUUUGGCAUUACGAGCGUGCAAACUUGCUUUUAUUUCAUUGAACGUUUUGGAUUUGGAACAUUUCAUUUCGGUCAGGUUGGCUUUGCAGGUUUUAAUUUUUCUCAGAUCUGGCGUCUUGUGGUCCCAUUUGAUUAAACAACAAAACAAUAACAGAUUGAGCACAUAAAACAUUAAUUUGAAAUGGUAAAUUAGUUAAUGGGGUCUAGCUCACCUUCUACAUUUUAAUGGAAUCCUGCAAAUACAAAUUCUUUGCUCAUCCCCACAGUUGGCACAGUGACACUACAACACGGUCACACCCUGCUGUACAGUACAGCUUGAAGACUGUUGUGCUUGUGCUUACUGUAGCAGUCAGACACUGUUCAGCGUUAACCGAGGUUGACAUUGUUGUAACACUAUUGGUAAUGUUACCAGGCAUCAAAUGUAAAAAAAAAGAGCAACAACAAAAAAGAAGAUAUUAACAAGCAAUAACAGUAAAGUGAGGUAAAAGAUAUUUUUAGAAAAAAAUUGAAUUGUGAAAAUAUAAAAGGAAUUCAAAAGUCUAAUUCCUUUAGCUAUAUUGUGAUUUCAGAAUAGCUGUUGAAAGAAACCUUGUACAAAUGAGAAUUUGAUGGUCCAAAUAGCUUAUUUUCUCACUGUGUAUUUACAGGGUGAUUCACAAAUCUUGCAAUGUUGUCAGAGCACCGCAGAAAUGGAAAGAGGGUUUCCAAAGACUGUGGCAGUGACACGGCCUAAUGCAUUCCUUUGGUCAUCAGAGAGUUGUAACACUCCCAGUAGAAGCACUUGUAGAGAGAAGGGUCAGAGCUCAGAUUCACCAAGCUGAUUCUCGCUGUGGAUGCAGAACUAAUGGAACAGCUGCCGCUCCUGCUGUAGUGCUCUCUCAUUCGAAAACACAUUCCCAAGGUCAGCGUAACAAUACUGUGCAGUGCAAGACAUCAGAUGUCCCAUGUCAGGGGCCAUUAAUGCAGUGGCAGCAACACUUGAUGACAAUUGCAGUGAUGAGUCAAGACAUUUGUGCCCUUGCUUAGUUGUUACCUGCAGUGGUAAAAGGAUGAAGGAUGUGAUUCUGUGAAUCAGUGAAAGAGUAAAUUGUAGAGUACCAUCUUCCCAGAUGAGGUAAUUCUUCACCUGAAUGAGAUGAUGAGGUGGUAGAAUACAGGUCAGUGGGAGUCAGGUAAUCUGUGUAGCUAUGGAACCACAUGUUGUUCAUCCUGUGUCAUGGUUAUGAUGUGGCGUAGCGUUGAAUGCUGGCUUCUCCAUUCGUAUCUGCUAAAGAGAAUAGAUUACCAUGUAGGUGGAUGGUUUGAUGAGGUUCCUCAUGAAGACCUCUGUGGUCACCAAACCUUAGCUUUUUUUUUCCCCUAUAAAUAUAUUUGGAGUCACAGGCAAGGUUCCCACGGUCAUGGAAAUCCUGGAAAAGUUUUGAAAAAUGAUAAAAUAUCCAUUACGUUGUGGAAAAGUGGUGGAAUGUUUUUUUUUUACUUCACCCAAAAUUAUCAUGGCUAUAUCAUGUAAUUUUGUUCAUAAAUAAGCAAACUUUUAAAAAGAGACUGCAGCAUUGCCGUCGCUAAUAUUACACAUUAUAGUAACGCAUCAGACCCUCUCUCAGGAAUUUUAUAGUGAGCCGUAAGCUAGCCAGGCGCCCAUGUCAAAAUGCCGGGUAAAUGUGUUUUCAGUCUGGUUAGCAGAUGAAAAAUACAAGGUAUGGCUCCAAAAAGAUGAAGACCCAAAUGUGCGAUAUGUAUAAAUUAUGCAAGAAAAUAAGUUAUGGAAAAGUCACGGAAAUGUUUUGGGAUUUUGUUGGUAAAAAUGGGUGGGAACCCUGCACAGGUUUACCGCAAUAGAUCUUGCAACCAGAACAUUUUGGAACAAAGUUGUUCUGAUUGGCUGAUUUGAAACUGAUCUGUCCGUGUUCUACUUAGUUUUCAGUUCUGAUUAUUUUUUAAAUAGAAUAUACCCUGCUGCUCAAAUAAUGCAUUGGUCGCUGCGUCAUUGGUCUUACUUCUUUGCAUAUCCUCUGUUUGGACUUCGGUUUUAGCGUUACUCUGGCAAUAUGAAUUUCAGUCACCUUGUGUGCAGUUUAUGCUGUGUGCUUGUGAGCGUUUGGUUGUAUGUACACGUGGAGUGUGACAAUUAUGUUUCAGCAGUGAAAGUCAAACAGAGCAGUGGGCCGUGUGCAGUGUAUCUCAAGAACACUGUUGUGAAGAGGAAAAAGUGUAACCCUGUGUUAAUAAAGUGUUCUGUCAAAAAAAAAGGAGAAGUGAAUCAUGAGCCUGAAUUGUCAUACUUUGUGUGUAUUUCACAAAGUCUCUACAAAAUGUCUUCAUGAUCUCCCUCUACUGGCCAUAAGUUGUGCUGCUUUGCUUUUUUGUGAAUACUGUAAGACACUAUCAACAGAGUUAUGAUGCAUCUUUUACACAAUAUGUUUCUGAAUUUACCCAAAAAGUAAGGAAUAGUAAGGAACAGAAAAGGCACGUGCAUUUCUUUGGAAUCCUUUGCAGGGAUGUCCUUUUUAAUAUCAGACCAUUCACAGAUAAUUGCGUUUGUACAGUGCUGAACAAGACAAGACCAUUACAGAAUUUUUGGCACAUUCAAAUUGUCAAGAAAGUAUUCUGAACUUGAGAACAUGUGUAUGAUAUAUAGUAUACUACAUACUAUAAUAUCAACAUAACACAGUUUUUUUCUACUACCAAGAUAAUUAUAUUAUGAUCAAGAGUGGCUGGAUAUGAAGACUGAGCAGAGGCUUUGUGCAGAUGUGUAUGAUAAAGAGUACAUAUGUGAGCAACAAUUCACAAAUUUGGAAGCAACAGAUAAUGUAUGGAUGAAAUGGGGAUGAAUAGUGGUGAUUUUUACAUUUUCAGGACAUUGGCAUACUAAUUAUCUUGUAUUUCCUGGGUUUAUGACUGCUGUUUAUAAGUAUGUAGAAAAAUGAAAGAUUAAUCCCUAUGGCAAAUAUUGGGGUUAUUCCAUUUUUUAAAAAAAAAUGUGGAGCUUGUGGGUAAAAUCAGGUUGUUUACAGAAAAGUGGAUGUCAUUAAACAAACGUUUAUUCCUUUUGCAAGUUAAGUUCAAAUCAUGAAAAAGGAUUGUAAUUAACCCCCAAUAAUUUAAACUCAUUGUAGUAAUGCAGUAAUACAGUUAUCACUGUAACAAAUUACUAACAAAAAUAAUGUCUUAACCUGACAAAUACUUUUUUUCUUCCAUUUAAACAGCUGCAUGUUCAGUAUAAUUCUACAUAACAAAUGUUUGGAAGGACAGUUUUUUUGCUCUAGAACUAAUUGUUCAAGAGGUUCAGUAAAAAAAAAUAGUAGAAAAGGUAGCCAAGAUGGUUAUCAGUUCUAAGAAUCCAAGAUAUGCAGUGAGCCUUUUUCUUGUUUUGAGGACAUUAAUGUUUGCUUCAAAAUUUUUGAUGUAUAUGUGAAUGUGCAUUGGUAUAAUUAAUUUGUCUUUGUGUGCAAAACAAGAUGAAUCCUGAUUUUAUUUCUUCUGUCUUUAGUUGCCUGCACAUUACCUGUGGGUGUUUAGAUUGCUCUAUAUGCGAGAGAGUGUUUUAGAGACUGCUGAAUGUGAUUUUACUGAGAGCGAGAAGCAGCGGGAGCUGGCUUUUGUACGGGUUAAUUUUAAGACAAAAAAAGGCCAUAUUUAAUUUCUUGUCUCUGUUGUCAAAAGUUUGAACAGAUCUGAGAAAGUGGAACCUUAGUUUCAGGAGAACAGUACUUGUGGCUCUUGGCAGAAUUUCCUUUAGUUCAACCCAGAACAUAUUUUGUUUCUGCCAACAUUUGUCCGACACAGUCUAUGGGAUAGGUGUGGUUGCAUAUUUUAAAAGUCACCAAAGUUAAAAAGAUCUUCUUUAAGCCUUUUUUUUAAAUUCAAAGUCACACUUCCAAAACUAUUGUUGGUAGAUUAAUGUGAAAAAUGCGGCUAAACAUUUUCCUUUACCUCAUACUGAAAACAAACCGCUGCCUGAAUUUUUUAAUACUACAAUUUUGUCCAUCAUUUCCAUUUUUUAUGAACCUCUGCAUUUUUGUACAUAUUUCUGCUGAAAAAAAAAGUUUGUUUUGAGGCAGAUAUUCACCUUGUUGGAGACGGUUCUCCUCAGUGUAUCCAGAUGCCUCACUCUGUUCACAUUGGUCAAGAAAACUUUAGUCUUCAACUGAGAAACAGAUACUACUGCAGACAGCAGCAGACAGAUUGGCAAUCUAGAACGGAAAUGAAGCUUCUUUGUAUUAUACUAGAUAAAAGGCAGUGAAGAUAGAAUCACAAAUUAAAAACUUUCUUCAUUAUAUUAUUUUCACUAAUUAUCUUUAUGAAACUAAAGGAAAUUGUAUGAUUUAAUAUAUUUGGAUGUGUGAAUUCACACAAGUGUACAGAAUGGGUUUGUGAAAUGGUUCAAAUGCCAUUUAUUUGAAAUCUUUUAAUUUAUUUCACUCGAAACUUUAUACCAAAUCUGAGGCGCCUUAUGUAUAUAUUUCCUUCGUAUAGCAGAGUGAUAAUUCUUAGCUUUUACAACUUCUUUUUGCUUUCCUUGUUAAUAAUGAAUUUCGUAUAAUAAUCUUUGUAAAACUAGUAUGCUCUAUUUUCCAUAUUUGAUUUUUUAACUGAAAUAUAAAUAUCCCAGGGAUUUAAAAAACAAAGUCUAAAUUGAAUUUUUACUAUUUCUACUUUAAAUUGUAAACCAUUUUAAAUUUAUAGUAUGAAGAAAAAGUGUUCUCGGUUCAUGAUAAAACCUCUUUAAAGCUGAAAUGGAAUAAAUUGAAUGAUUGUCCUGUAAAAAUGAACAAUCUUUCCAGUUGACAUGUAGAGUUAGAUAAUUUGUAUAUUUGCAAUGAAAAUAAAAACUCAGGCUCCUCAAAACUUUGGUAAGAUUGUAUAUUGUCAUGGAUAAGGGAACUUGGAAAUCAUUUAUUCAUGAAAGUACAGGGCUCUGCUGCAGUCCUAGAACAGAAUACAGGGUUGCAACAAAAAUAUUUCUUUAAUUCUUCCAUUAGAUGAUCUUCGUAAUACAUUCCAUGUUUUUUUUUUAAAAAAAGCUUUGUUAAAAAAAUUUAUUUAAUCUUUCUCCAUAAUAGUUUUAGACAUUUAUUCUUGUAUGAAGUUCCUUCCCCUCACAAAGAAAAUUGCAGUAUGCUGUAUACUGUAUGUCACUCUUGGGCUUUGAAGCUUUCAAUAGCCAUCGGCCAUGAAUUUUCUUUGUUGCUAUGCCCGUUUUUGCAGGUCAUUCCACCUGCUGUGCUCUGUUGAUAAUGAUAGGUCCACAGUUAUUAAGGAAGAACCAACCCCCUUGACUCUUUCAAAAGCUGAAGACAGCCUGGAUCUGCACUUUUUUUGCUGCCAUUUGCCCUGUUUUAAACACCGAAAUAAUGGAAUGCAAGUGUACAAAAAAGUAAAGUCUGGCAGCAAUUAAUACCUUAUAAUUUGUGGUCAGGACUUUUGGGAGCAACUAUUUAUGCCUUAGAAAUAAUGCUUGUACUCGUCACUGCUGCCUUAUUGAUGACAGUUUUGAUAUUGGCCACUUAGAGUCCAGAGCUUGUUUUUAUCUGUCCAUCAGAACACGGUAAUGAGCUCGUUAAACAAGGUUCCACUUUUUCUUGAAAAAUUAAUAUAAAUAAAUAUAAAUAUAUCUAUAUACAUUUUGUUAAUUUUGUCACAUUUUGUACAUUAUAAUAGUUUGUGUCUUAGAAACCUUUUUAUGAGUUCCUGUCUGAUGAAGGGGUGAUUACAGAAUGUGUGUCCUGAAGCUAAAGCAUGUUAUUCUGCUGGCAGGCUUAUCUGGGUAAUCUUUACCUAUAACUAAACUGUUAAAAACAGUCGAUAACUCUGUACAAUACUAAAAGAAAUGUAGUCUGGUAAUUAAUGUUUCACAUCUAUAUAUACUAUAUGCCUACAGCUACAAGUCUAUUUCUUAUCCCAGUGUGAUAUGGUAACAACAUGCGGGCGUUCGCUACCUGACUAAGUUUCUUCUGGCAUUCUACAAACAAUCCCAUCUCUAAUGUCAUACGUAUCUCCUGCUUGCAGGGGCUAAACUAUUUCUGCUUUUCUACUGUAAUAGGAGAUUUUGAGAACUGCUGUUGCUCAGUUCUCAUUCAUUUGCAACGUAAUGCUGCUCUUUUUUUGACUAUAGGUAGACCGGCACAUUAUGGGCUGAAAAAAACAAGAUCUCUUUAACAUUCAUGAAUGUCAGGAUUCAACACACUGCAAUAAAAGCACCAUUAAAAUGUAUGUAUUUAUUUCUGC